UUGAAAUUAUUGUGUUACGUCAUUUAAAAUGGCUGAACUAAAUAUUGGAAAACAUUGUGAGAUUGAAUCUUGCAAACAAAAAGACUUUCUACCAUUCGUAUGCAGCAGCUGUUCUGGAGUGUUUUGUUUGGAACACAGAAGCCGGGACUCCCACUCUUGUCCAGAGGUGCUGGUGAAGAAAGAGAUUGGGUCUGGGGGAAGCAAAUCAUAUCCAUGUAGCUAUGAGGACUGCAAAGGGAAAGAGCUGCUGCCUGUCAUCUGCCCACACUGUGAAAAACACUUCUGUCUCACACAUCGGCAUCAGGAUGACCAUAAGUGUGAGAAACUGGAGAUUCCAAAGCCUCGCAUGGCUGCAACACAGGAGCUGGUGCAGAAGAUAGUGGAGUCAAAGAAGAAUGCACCACCAAGUAAAGGCAGAAAAGGCGCAAAAAAUGCUGCAACCAUCAUUUGA
Molecule: messenger RNA, 451 nt
Organism: Sinocyclocheilus grahami
Lineage: Eukaryota; Metazoa; Chordata; Actinopteri; Cypriniformes; Cyprinidae
Gene: zfand1
Product: zinc finger, AN1-type domain 1
Exons: 6
Coding region: 29-451 (140 amino acids)
Biological process (GO): cytoplasmic stress granule disassembly
Cellular component (GO): cytoplasm; cytoplasmic stress granule
Molecular function (GO): zinc ion binding
Source: RefSeq, a predicted model, not a curated record